Molecule: messenger RNA, 939 nt
Organism: Myodes glareolus (Bank vole)
Lineage: Eukaryota; Metazoa; Chordata; Mammalia; Rodentia; Cricetidae
Product: taste receptor type 2 member 125-like
Biological process (GO): detection of chemical stimulus involved in sensory perception of bitter taste; G protein-coupled receptor signaling pathway; sensory perception of taste
Cellular component (GO): membrane
Molecular function (GO): bitter taste receptor activity; G protein-coupled receptor activity
Source: RefSeq, a predicted model, not a curated record
AUGAGUUCUGCUUUGCAAGUGAUAUCUGCGACAAUACUCAAUGUAGAAUUCAUGACUGGGAAUUUGGGGAAUGGAUUCAUAGCAGUGGUGAACAUCAUGGACUGGGUCAAGAGAAGAAAGAUCUCUUCAGUGGAUCAGAUCCUCAGUGCUCUGGCCAUCUCCAGGAUCACUCUUCUGUGGUCACUCUACAUUAUGGUAUCAAUAUUUUCAUUGUACCCAGAUGUAGAAGUGCUUAUGAAAACAGUAAGACUGAAUAAUCUUAUCUGGGUAAUUUCUAACCAUUUUAGCAUCUGGCUAUCCACCAUUCUCAGCAUCCUUUAUUUUCUCAAGAUAGCCAAUUUUUCUAACUCUAUUUUCCUUUACCUAAGGUGGAGACUUACAAAGGUGGUUUCAGUGGUAUUGCUGGUUUCCCUGUUCCUCUUAUUUCUAAAUAUUUUAGAGGAAGAAAUACAAAUAGAUAUGUGGAUGGAUCAGUUCAAAGCAAAUUUAUCUUACAGCUACAAAUUAAAGGAUUUUACACAGAUUCCCAAGAUACUUGCAUUAACAAACACUAUGUUUUCAUUAAUACCUUUCACUAUGUCCAUGACAAUGUUUUUUCUGCUUAUCUUCUCCCUGUGGAAACAUCUGAAGAAGAUAAAGUACAUUGCCAAAAGCUCCAGAGAUGUCAGCAUCACAGUUCACAUCAAAGUCUUGAAAACUGUGGUUGCCUUCCUCCUGCUGUAUGUUAUUUUCACUUUUACUCUUUUUGUACACAUUUGGAGUUAUGAGUUUGAAGAAAAAUUAUUUUUCAAAUAUUUUUGUCCUGUUGGUGUUAUUGCCUUCCCAUCACUCCAUUCAUGUGUCCUGAUUCUGGGAAACAGUAAGCUCAGGCAGACCUCUCUUCUGGUACUGUCAGUGUUAAGGUGCAAGAUUCAAGGAUGUGGACCCUUGGGUCUCUGA